GUUUUAGCUUUCCCUCACUGUAAGGUCACAAAAAGAGAGGGGUACAACUUCUAAUCUCUUUGAUUUGUCUAUAGAUAUUCAGAAAGAAUUUGUGAAGAGAAAGAACAGGAAAUAAGCUCUCAGAGAUCUGGCAACUUCAUUUACAGAAUAGGACUAUUUGAGGAACGAUUCAAAGAUGGGGAGGAAAGGAAGCUGGUUUUCUUCAGUAAAGAAAGCGCUCAGCCCCGUGUCAAAGACAAAGAAAAACCAAAAAGCAAAUAAAUCGAAGAAUGAAUGUUUUGAAAAGGAAAAGGCCUCAGUUCCUGAUUCCUCGACUUUAGAAACUGCGACUGUGUCUCAUCCUCUUCCUCCACAGGAAGAGGUAAAUUUGAUUGAAGCUGAGAAUGAGCAGACUAAACAUGCUUAUACUGUUGCAGUAGCCACUGCUGCAGCUUCUGAGGCUGCUGUUGUGGCUGCUCAGGCAGCUGCAGAGGUCGUUCAACUCACUGCAGUUACACAGUUUAGAGGAAAAUUAAGUGAUGAAGUGGCAGCAAUCAAGAUUCAAACGGCAUUCCGAGGAUACCUGGCAAGGAGGGCAUUGCAUGCUUUAAGGGGGCUUGUCAGAUUAAAAUCACUGGUAGAAGGGCCUAUUGUCAAACGUCAAACCACAAACACUCUACGAUGCAUGCAAGGUCUAUCUCGCGUGCAGUCUCAGAUCAACUCUAGGAGGAUUAGGAUGGCAGAGGAGAACCGGGCGCUCGAAAGACAGCUGCUACAGAAACGGGCAAAAGAACUUGAUUGUUUGAAGCUUGGGGAGGAAUGGGAUUACAGUCUACAAUCCAAAGAACAAAUUGAAGCAAACCUCCUGAGCAAGUAUGAAGCGGCUAUGAGGCGAGAAAGAGCACUAGCUUAUUCAUUUUCUCAUCAGCAAGCCUGGAAGAAGUCUUCGAGAUCUACAAACCUAUUGUUUAUGGACCCAACCAACCCUCACUGGGGUUGGAGCUGGUUAGAACGUUGGAUGGCCACCCAGCCAUGGGAGACUCAAAGCAUGAGUGAGAAAGAACUUAACAAUGAUCAGUCAUCUGUUAAGAGUGCUAGUUUUAGCAUUGCCGAAGGAGAAAUCACCAAGGCAUAUGCUCGUCAUCAACUCAAUUCUGAUAAGCCUUCCCCACCCGCCAUCCAAAAACCAAGUCUUUCUUCCAACCAUCAGUCCCCUUCAACUCCACCAUCCAAGGCAGCUCCUCCAAUAGCAACCAGAAAAUUGAAGCCGCCAAGCCCAAGAGUGAGUGUGCUAAGCCAAGAUGAUGAUUCAAAGAGCAUGGUAAGUAUGCAAUCAGAGCGGAAUAGGAGGCACAGUCUACCUGGGUCAUCAGUGAGAGAUGAUGAGAGCUUGGCUAGCUCUCCGUCAAUUCCAAGUUACAUGGCACCCACUCAGUCAGUAAAGGCUAAAUCACGGCUGCAAAGCCCCUUGGGUAUGGAGAAUGGAACACCAGAAAAAGGAUCACCCGGCUCUGCAAAGAAGCGACUUUCUUUCCCUCCUUCACCAGCCAGGCCUAGGCGGCAUUCAGGCCCACCGAAGGUACACAACAGCUCCAUUGUGGAUCACAAUGAGAACAAUGAAGGGAUCGUUUGAUUGUUUCUUUUCAAACACUGGAUCCACAAUAAUAAGCUACCUGGUUAUAAAGAGAUUUGUGAACACAAUAGAUUGAAAAAAGAAGGCAAGAAGAAAAAAGAUGGUCAUUUGAUUUGUGGGAUUUCUUCAACACUUUUAAAAAUUCUUAUUUUAUUCAUUGCUUUGAGAGCUUUUGUUUAGGGGUGAAAUUUAAUCAUUCUCUUGGUGAGACUCGCUAUGUGAUUGUGUCUGAUUCCUUUCUCGUUGUUGUAAAGAUUGUGAACAAUUUUUUUAUACAGAACCAACC
Messenger RNA from Ilex paraguariensis (yerba mate), 1898 nucleotides. NCBI's taxonomy places the organism in Eukaryota, Viridiplantae, Streptophyta, Magnoliopsida, Aquifoliales, Aquifoliaceae. The record is from the annotation of a GenBank genome assembly.